This is a messenger RNA of Trichomonas vaginalis G3, 420 nucleotides long. RefSeq lists its product as uncharacterized. The coding region runs from base 1 to 420 and encodes 139 amino acids. The transcript has a single exon. Lineage: Eukaryota; Parabasalia; Trichomonadida; Trichomonadidae. The record is from RefSeq and is a predicted model, not a curated record.
AUGAUACCUUUCAUGAGAUCUCCCAUUGAAACAACUGUUAAUCCUUUGAAGAUAUCAAAGAGAACAACUGCACAGGCAAUAAAAGAUUACGAAAAGGUAAUCGAAAGAGUUCAAAAAGCCGGACCUAAGUUAGAUAGUGUCAUUUCAAGACUUCAAAAUAUAUAUGGAAUGCAUUUAACAGCAUACUCUCUCCUCAAGCAUGCUAAUAAGCUUUGUGAUCAACUUGGAUUGAAUAUUGAUAGAUUGGCAACAAGAAAUAGGAAGGCACUAUUCUGCUGGUUCGCUGAAAAUUGGAACUAUAUUGAAAAAUACCUUCCUGAUUCAGGUUGCAGAGAUCAUCUACAUUGUGUUCAAUCGCAAAAUUAUCAUUGUUCGAUAGUCGAUUUAACAGAUAUCAAAUCAUUAUUAAAGGUUCAUUAA